UCGGUCGCUGUCGCGCAGCCGGGCGGAGCUAGCGGUGACUGCUUCCGGGGGCGACGGCGGCGGGGUCGCGGCUUCCGGCUGGUGCCUGCCGGGCGAGGCGAGGCGAUGCGGCCGCUGACGGAGGAGGAGACGCGCGCGCUCUUCGAGAAGCUGGCCAAAUACGUGGGCGAGAACCUGCCGCUGCUGGUGGACCGGCCCGACGGCGCCUACUGCUUCCGCCUGCACAAGGACCGCGUCUAUUACCUCAGCGAGAGGAUCCUGAAGCUGGCCGCCCACGUCCCCCGGGAGAGCCUGGCGUCCCUGGGCUCCUGCUUCGGCAAGUUCACCAAGACCCACAAGUUCCGCCUCCACAUCACUGCCUUGGACUACCUCGCCCCCUACGCCAAGUACAAAGUGUGGGUAAAGCCUGGGGCAGAACAGUCUUUUCUUUAUGGGAACCACGUACUGAAAUCUGGCUUAGGGCGGAUUACAGAGAGCACGGCUCAAUACCAGGGUGUGGUGGUGUACUCCAUGGCUGACGUCCCCCUGGGUUUUGGAGUGGCAGCUCGGUCCACGCAGGAGUGCCGGAAGGUGGACCCCAUGGCCAUUGUGGUAUUUCAUCAGGCAGACAUUGGGGAGUACAUUCGUCACGAGGAGACGCUAACUUAAGGCGUUACAGACUUUUUGAAUAGGACAAGAUCCAAAGGAAUGGACUGAAUUGCCAACUGAUCACUCCCGUUCCCUGCAUUCCUUGGUUGGCUGGGCUGUGCAGUGUCUGUGACAGGGAGAAUCAGGUCGCAAAUGUAUCUGUCUGGUGUUAAUCCAUGAGAUGGCGCAGCGAGAACUGUGCCUGCCUGUAGACAAGCGAAUUGCUGCCAGUCUUCACUCCUACAAAGUAAAACUCUGUCUUAUGUCUCAA
This is a messenger RNA of Sphaerodactylus townsendi, 898 nucleotides long. It is a transcript of the gene NIP7, whose product is annotated as nucleolar pre-rRNA processing protein NIP7. Gene Ontology annotation, biological process: ribosomal large subunit biogenesis; ribosome assembly. The record is from RefSeq and is a predicted model, not a curated record. NCBI's taxonomy places the organism in Eukaryota, Metazoa, Chordata, Lepidosauria, Squamata, Sphaerodactylidae. Gene Ontology annotation, cellular component: nucleolus; nucleus; preribosome, large subunit precursor. Gene Ontology annotation, molecular function: RNA binding. Bases 106 to 648 code for a protein of 180 amino acids. The transcript is spliced from 5 exons.